UUUUUUUUUUUUUUUUUUUUUUUUUUUUCCGUCGGAAAAAUCCUUAAUGGGAAAUUGUGGCUUGUUCGAUCUAGAGAAGCACUUUGCAUUCUACGGCGCGUAUCAUAGUAACUCGAUAAACAUAGCGAUUCAUAUGAUAUUUGUUUGGCCAAUCUUUUUCACCACUCUUCUCAUACUUUACUUUACUCCUUCUCUGAUUAAUCUGGACUUCUCUCUGUUUGGUAACGAGUUUAUUCUGCUUUUCAAUUUUGGAUUCUUGUUUGCUUUGAUCUAUGCUCUGUUUUAUAUAUGUCUGGAUGCGAAAGCUGGUUCCUUGGCUGCUUUGCUUUGCUGUUUAUGUUGGGUGACUAGUAGUUUUUUGGCUGCUUGGCUCGGGUUUUCUCUUGCUUGGAAGGUUUUUGUGGUGGCUCAAAUUGUUUGUUGGACUGGACAGUUCAUUGGCCAUGGGGUAUUUGAGAAACGAGCGCCAGCUCUUUUGGACAACCUUCUUCAAGCUCUGAUAAUGGCUCCCUUUUUUGUACUGCUGGAGUUUAUCUUUUUCUUUCCUUCAGGGUCUUCAAACCUUCUUUGGUUAUGAACCAUAUCCAGGUUUUCAUGCAAAUGUUCAAGCGAAGGUUGAGACUGAAAUCAAUGGGUGGAAAGAGAAGAAGCAGAAUUUAAUUGUGUAAUUUGAACUGUUGUAUGUCCACAAUUAACGUUAUUGAUCAGUAUAGUUCCUGUUGCUGUAAAAAAUUUGUUAUGUAACGAUAGUAACUAUAGAAAAUGCACUUAAGAACCAUAAAUAUGAAAUACAAGGAUACAACUGUUGUUGCUCCA
Molecule: messenger RNA, 816 nt
Organism: Jatropha curcas
Lineage: Eukaryota; Viridiplantae; Streptophyta; Magnoliopsida; Malpighiales; Euphorbiaceae
Biological process (GO): sphingoid catabolic process
Cellular component (GO): endoplasmic reticulum
Source: RefSeq, a predicted model, not a curated record